This is a messenger RNA of Mesorhabditis spiculigera, 684 nucleotides long. The record is from the annotation of a GenBank genome assembly. Lineage: Eukaryota; Metazoa; Nematoda; Chromadorea; Rhabditida; Rhabditidae.
AUGUCAAAUCCCAGCGCUUCAAUCUCGGCCACGCAAGCAUCGACGGCGACUUCCGACAAGACGGACGGGACUCAUAUGAAACCGGUCGGGGCUGUGACGCCCUCCUCUUCUAUCUACGCCUCGCUGCAAAAGUCUAAUCCACGCGCCGUGCGCUUCCUGACGUGCGUGUUGGUGAUGUUGAGCGUCUCCGGGGCGCUGCUAGUCUGCCAGAGUCUGUUGGCAUCUCGCGUCCCCGUCUUGUCGCUCGUCCCCCGGCUGGCCAUCCUCAUCCUGGCCGCGUUCUCCUAUGAGUGGAUGUGGGUCCACUCGCGCGGUCUGACCCGCGUCCGCCGCGCCUAUUUCGACGAGGCCAACGUGCUGGAGACGUACCAGCCGCGUGCCCGCGCCGAGGGACAGUUCUUCCAGGCAGAUCCGCCGACGCCCGGGCCGAACGACGGGAAAGUGACGUUCGGAGAGGGCACCGAAGACCCCGACCCGUCUCGAAAUGCUCAAUUCAACAAGGCCCGCGAUGCCCAUUACGCCAACGAGUUCUUGAUGGCCGAGAAGAUGGCCAAGGAGCAGAAUCUGUUCGGCGCCGGUGCCGUCGAUCCGGGACCUCCGAAAGGACCGCUUGUUCCGGCCGACCUCAGCAACAAGAAAGACGACAAGAAGAAGGCGCCCCGUUCCGGAUCGUUCGAGCGCGUC